Messenger RNA from Cladophialophora psammophila CBS 110553, 495 nucleotides. RefSeq lists its product as uncharacterized. Lineage: Eukaryota; Fungi; Ascomycota; Eurotiomycetes; Chaetothyriales; Herpotrichiellaceae. The record is from RefSeq and is a predicted model, not a curated record. The coding region runs from base 1 to 495 and encodes 164 amino acids. The transcript has a single exon.
AUGAAGCGCUUGCGGCAGAAGGGUGUCUGUGAUGAGUCCAAGUGUCGCUAUCCCACUGCAAGCAAGAAAGAAGAAGCUAUGGACGUCUCCAGUCAGCAACCAGCCGAUGAAGCUUUUGAAACGGCGCAGCCUUAUCGUAUCUGGCAUUACGAACCACUCAAUGAGAAACGCUCACCAGCAGAGAAAGACGAAUUGGCCAAGAAGGAUGCUGACGAAGCGUCCAAAAUUAAAGAUGAGGAAGGCAAUGCACUGAAUGACAAACUAUGCAAAGCCAUCUCCGAGGGGCAUCCCGUCCAGUUCGGCAUAAACUACUACCACAAGGCGCCAGACCACCAACUCAAACAGAUCGAAACCAGGAAGGGCAAGAAAUGGCCACUCGUUCAAUUGACAUGCAGACAUGAAAAACCACCUGCUAAAUGUGGGAAGCAUGCUGCCUUAGCGAUCGUUUACGACGAAUAUUCUGUGAUAUGCCAGACUUCGUACGGGGCAGAUUAA